GUCGUCCCAUACCUAAUAAUCUCUCGAGAAAAGCAGAUGACUGAAAUCCAUUUCUUUUAAAGGGAUUCCUAUUCCCAUGUCUUUUAGGGGGGGCACUAUAGCAUCAAUUUUGAGCUCAUCCUUCUUCUUUACUUUCUUUUCCGGUGGUCUGAAGGGCUGAGAGAGCUUCUUCUUGGGAACGGGAGAAAUGAAUGAUUGGGCUGCUCCGCUCAUAGCUUCGGCUCUGUUCGCGUUCCUCUGCCCGGGGCUGGUCGUCCAGAUGCCUGGGAAGAACCGGCCAAUCGACUUCCUGAGCAUGCAGACGAAUAUGGCUGCCGUGUUUGUGCAUGCUGUCCUCUUUGGUCUGCUCCUUAUUCUGUUCUUUGUUGUUCUCAACGUCCACAUCUACAUCUGAAUCAGUACUUUUGUUUUGCUGCUCGUAGUUUCCUAUAGUCAGAGUGCUGUGUAUAAGUUGUUAAGCCUUUGGGCGAAUUCAGCUCGAGAGCGGAAACUCAUGAAUCUGUAAGCAUUCGUAUGGAGAAAGAUCGGGUGUCUCCAAAGUUCAUAGCAUAGUUUGUGCAUCUCAAGGCCAAACGAUCACAUCUCGGAUUUGACAGAAUCAAUCGCAAACCGUCCACUGUAUGCCCAACCCCCACAAAUAAAUUCCAGGAAGCUGCAAGAUAGAUGUUGUUUA
Messenger RNA from Punica granatum (pomegranate), 673 nucleotides. The record is from RefSeq and is a predicted model, not a curated record. NCBI's taxonomy places the organism in Eukaryota, Viridiplantae, Streptophyta, Magnoliopsida, Myrtales, Lythraceae.